This is a messenger RNA of Astyanax mexicanus (Mexican tetra), 14123 nucleotides long. RefSeq names its product zinc finger, ZZ-type with EF hand domain 1 (gene zzef1). Gene Ontology annotation, cellular component: postsynapse. NCBI's taxonomy places the organism in Eukaryota, Metazoa, Chordata, Actinopteri, Characiformes, Acestrorhamphidae. The coding region runs from base 142 to 9312 and encodes 3056 amino acids. The record is from RefSeq and is a predicted model, not a curated record. Gene Ontology annotation, molecular function: calcium ion binding; ubiquitin-like protein ligase activity; zinc ion binding. The transcript is spliced from 55 exons. Gene Ontology annotation, biological process: protein ubiquitination; regulation of synaptic plasticity.
CCGCGGAAGAGCCGGAGUUCGGGUGACGAGAGUGACAUCAGCGGCCUGCCCCGGACAUCGGUUCUGAGAGCAGAGCGGAGCCGGGAAACACGGACCGAACCGGAGUCCACACCGAGCGAGAGCCCGAGGCCGCGCUACGGCAUGGGGAACGCGGAGAGCGGCGGCUGCAGCGGUGCUGCCGGCGCCGGCAGCGGAGACGAGGAAGACGUGGAGGCGGAGAGCCCGGGCUUCGGGGACGGCGGAGGCGGCGGUGGUGGCGGCGGCAGUAGCCCGGCCUCCGGGGCCGGCGGAGCCGGGGCUGGCGGCUCGGCCAGGGGGGCUGGCGGUGCUUCAGUGCCGAGCUCGGGGCUGCCGUCCCCCGAGGCCCUGAUGGAGCAGGUGAAGCUGAGGGAGGCGGCGGGCCGCGCCGGGGAGGCGGCGGUGACCGUGUCUGAGUCGGCUCUGGCCCGCAACGAGAGUGCGCUGGUCCGCUGGCUGGAGGAGCGGCUCGGCCGCGGGGAGGAGGCGGUCAGCCUGGAGCAGUUCUGCGAGCUGCUGGAGAGCCGAGACGCCCCCAGGGAAGAGUGCGAGGAGGCUUUUGCUCAGUUUGAUGCUGAAGGUGAUGGAGUUGUUGAUGUGGAGAGCAUGCUCAUGGCUCUGAAGAACAGCAACGGAGCCAAUCUACAGGGAGAGCUGAGUCAUGUGAUCAGACAACUGCAGGCCUGCUCACUGACUCCAGGAUUUGUGGAUAUCUUCUCCAAAUCUAAGGACAGAUUAGGAGCACACGCCUCAAAGAUCCUGAAGUUCCUCCACAGGAACCGCAUCCCCAGCAAUGCCAUUCCCUUCCCUGCACUGGAGGGCUACAACAGCAUCUGCACCAUGAGGUCUUCUGUACUGCAGGACUUCCUGGACUACCUGCUGCAGAAGGAGAAAGACCUGGACAUUCAGUACAGGGCAGAACUGAACCAGGAUCAGGAGGUGGAUCGAGUGAAGGUUAUCUCUCAGUGCUACAGCUUCAUCGAGGCCUCCUCUAAUGCUACUGACAUCCCGAAGAUGACCAAUGGAGAAACAGCAUCUUUCUGGCAGUCGGAUGGCAGUGCACGCUCCCACUGGAUCAGGUUAAAGAUGAAGCCAGAUGUGGUACUGAGGCGACUGGCCAUUGCUGUGGCUUCCAAUGACCACAGCUACAUGCCCCAGCUGGUGUCUGUGUCUGUGGGAAAGAGCCGGCGCUCUCUGCAGGAGAUCAGAGACAUCCGCAUCCCCAGCAACGUCACUGGAUACGUGGCCCUGCUGGACAACGCCAACAUUAGUCAACCAUAUGUUCAGAUCAACAUUAAGCGCUGCCUGAGCGACGGCUGUGACACGCGCAUCCACGGCCUGAAGACCUUGGGCUACCAGAUCACUAAGAACAAGGAGGUGUCCGUGUCGGACGCCUCGGCUAUCUGGUACCUCUCUCUCCUCACCUCCCUGGUCACAGCGUCGAUGGAGACCAACCCUGUCCUCGCUCAGACCGUCUUACAGAGCACGCAAAAAGCCUUGCAGCACAUGCCUCCCUUAUCCUUAACACCAUCCUCCACCGAGUUCCCCAAGUUCUUCUCUCCGAACAUACUGGAAGAAGUGGACGCCUUCCUCCUCAGAAUUGCAGAUUGCUGUGUGACUCCGGAUGCUGAGCUGACUCUCCUGGCGUUUGCUCUGGCUCGGGGUAGUGUGGCUAAAGUGCUGCUCUCUCUGUCUGGAAUCUGUGAACGUGUGGACUCAGAGUACCGUGCUGCCUCUCUACUGGCCUCAAUGGCAUCAGUGCGCCUCCGGCUGCUUUACAAAAAUGGAAAACAUCUGCAGCUGCAUCUGCAGGCCUGUGACGUGAAGAGCCGAGAUGACAAGUGCGGACCCGAGAACAUGCUGACCGAGCCCACUACUGGAGAUGGCUUUCUGACGGAGAGUGGAAAGAGGAGAGCCAGUGUGAUUCUGUCAACUGAGGAUCAGACGUGCUUCCAAGUCACACAGCUCAGAAUUAAAGUGCGGAAAGGGGCCAUAGGGGCUAAAUGUGGCCUGGUCUUUUCUUAUAAUGACACAGAAGUGUUUGAUGCAGACAAGCACUUUAAGAGGUUUAAGAAAUAUGACUCCUGGGACUUUAAGGACUACAAAGAAUUUAUUCAAGACAAGCAUUCCAGUACGAGAGCAGCAGAGAUGACGGAGGAGGAGCCUGUUGGAUGGUUUGAACUGGAGGAUGAUUGGAAUGAUGCAGAGAUCAAACUGCAGCUGUGCCGUGUGUCCAAUUUCCUGAUGGUGAAGUUCCUGUGCACGAGGCAGGACUCAGCGGAGCGGCUUGGAGUCCAGCAGGUGGCUUUCAGUGGCUACACGUGUCCAGACACCGAGAGGCUGGAGACGGGCGAGGAACUGAACAUGCAGCCUGAGGGGGGCGACUGUGGUCUGGUCACCAGCUUAACACUAGUCAAGAAGACCCUCUACUUCAUUCAGCAGCUCACUAGAGACAUGGACAUGACACUGCACAAACAGAAGACUCUGUUGGACUUCAGUGGACUGAACCUGCCACUCUUCUGGGACUUCUACAGAAAACUCAGGUCUAUAGACGGAGAGGAGGCAGUGAGGACCCGGGUCGUUCUGCUGCAGCUCCUACAGAACUGUUUCCCAGCUCUUCCCGCUCUACCGGACUCCCGGCGGCCUGUGGAGAACACAGCGUUAUCACCAUCAUCUUCAGCUGAAGCACCUUCAGCAUCGGCGAGCACAGAGGUGGACCCUGCUGAGGCUGUAGGGGAGCUCUACAGUCACUUGUGUCAGGUGGUGGACGGGCCUGAAGGAGAGACUGCUGAGGAGAAAGCUCUGAGGAAGGAGGCAGUUAGGGCCAUCCUCAGCGGUGCAGCUAUCUUCUACCCAGACAAACAGAGCCGGCGAGACAAGCUCUUCGACAUGAUGAAGAACAUAACAGAGGAGGAACAGCCGGAGUCAGUAAAGCUGACCUUUGAGUCACUCUGCAAUUAUUUCAGUGAUAAAGACCCGAGUGGUCUGCUGCUGUUGCCUCCUAAAGGAGCUCCUGCUGACUUUGACAUCUCUCCUAUCCUCACCGUCAUGGAUACUUUACUCCACGUGGCCACUAAAGAGUGUGAAGUGAUGAUGGUGGACUCUGGUGGAAGAUCCAGUCGGAAGGACCUGCUGUCGCUGUUCUGGGCUCUUCAGGGCAGUCUGCUGUCCUGGUGUUUCCUGCAGCUCAAAGGAGGAGCGACCACAGCCACCGAACUGGCUAGAGACAUCCUGAUCAGAUACGUGGAUCAGUUCCUGACGAGCACCAGAGGCACCCUGAGCACUCUGAUGGAGAGCUACUCCACCAAUGACAUCACUGCCAAACUGGGCGGAUCCAUUCUCUCAAUGGCAACCAGACAACUGGCGAUAUUCCUGCUGGAGCUGAGUUCCCUGGACAUCCCUCACUGUACUCUACUUAAGAGCUUCUUCACUUUACUGGAGCUGCUCAAGGAACUCACUAGAAGUACAGAGGAAGCUGGUUCAAAGGUCAGCUGCGUGUUUGACACAUCAGCUGAUAUGGAGUCCUGUCAGAAUCCCCAGCACCCAGUGGUAUUAAAGAACUGGACCAUGGAGUCUCCUCACGACUAUGAGGACAGCAAACAUGAAAACACAGUAUUCCUCUGCCCUGGGGCCACCUACUUCGAGGUGGAGUUUGAUGACCGCUGUGAGACGGAGAAGAGGUAUGACUAUUUGGAGUUUACUGAUUCCAGAGGAGGCAAAGUGCGAUAUGAUAUGAAAGUGGGAACUGAAAAGUGGCCAAAGAAAGUCACGUUCAAGGCUGGUCACCAGCUGCAGUUUCUCUUCCACUCAGACAGCAGUAACACAGAGUGGGGCUACAAGUUCACGGUGACGGCCUACGGGCUGCCGGACAUUAACGUUUCCUGGGUUUCAGACCUGCAGCUUCUUGUUUCACGGCUGAUGGGCCGCCUGGCCUCCCGAACCAUGGCCCUCAAAUCCACUCACGAAGUGCGGAGUAUGAAGGAGCUCCCUGCUGCUUUGAUGACCCAUGUGUUGGCCUCUCCUCUGUGGAAGCCCAUCUUCAGGCAUGGUCUGAGUGGUCCUGCCAGAAGCAGAGAACCUGAACCAUGUAAUGCCAUCACGCAAGAGUUAAAAUCCGGCUCUUCUGAGGAAGAGUUAGUGGAGUUUCUUGUGGGCUUUGCUCAGUGGAAUCCUGCUCAGGACUGCGGUGAUGGAAGAGGGGAGCUUUUCAGGAACCUCAUGCUGACGUGUAAGAAAUAUCUGAUAAGAAAUGAGUUCGCUGCGGGAUCCAAGGUGGAUCAGGCCGCGAACGCCAUCUGGGCGGCCAUGGUGUAUCACACCCCAGCCCUUCAGACUUCACUGAAGAACUUUGUGGCUAAGCAUGGACAGACCUGUGUGAGUGAGGACCUCAUGCAGGUCUACACACUUGCUGAUGGCAUUAGGACCUGGAUGCUGGAAAUGAAGCAGCGAUCCCUAGUUAGCAAAAUCAGUAUUCCAGGAGAGAAAGGGGAUUGCCAAAGCGAAGUCACAAUGGUAUCUUUAGCUGAGAUCUGCAUCAGUAAGAGCUUGCUAUUAUUCAGGUUCAGCCCUGCUGGUGGUGCUCCCGUACCUCCACCAGACCCAGACUCCACUAAACCAGCAGAGGGCGCUAGCGCUGCACCUCUCUCACGCUCAGUCUCCAUAUCUGAGGAAGAUUUCCAGCCCUGCUCGUCUCCCUGCAUUUCUCAGACCCCCACGGGGGCCGAAGCUGCUGCUGCUUCUAAUGGAACAAGCCACCACAGUCGGGUCCAGACCCAGGUCUCCUCUGCUUCAGACCCUGGAGCCUCCAGCAGUGCCAGCACCAGUGCCCAGGGCUCCAGAGGCUCCACAGAGAGCCUUCACUCACAGUCCGGAGAGCCCGUGUCCCCGCUGGCGUUCGCCCGUAAAGCGCCCUUCAGCCGCGGCCGACUCCGACUGCUGUCCUUCAGAUCUGUGGAGGAGACUCGCGCUGCUCCUUCAGUUAAAGAGAGAUUCCCCAUCCUCAAACACAUCCUGAGCUUUAUGAAGGACAUGGUGAUUAGUGAGACCAGUGUUCUGCAGACUCUCACUUUGAAGAAGUCCCAGGCCGUGAGUGUGUGUCAGGUUCUGGAGAUGGUGCAGCAGUGUUUACUGUCCCUCGGAAAACCACAUCUCUUCCAGGCUCCGUGUAUUUUGUUCCUACAGGAGCUGCUGGCCUGCCAGAAAGAUUUCACCAAUUAUUUCUCUCAGUUAUCAGGCUGUGGGCUGGAGCUAAAAGAGCAGAUCAGACGUUCCUACCAUCAACUGAUUCUAAUGCUGGUAGAUGCAGUGCAGGGCUUCAAUGCCCUCAAUGACAAGGUGCUGUUGCCUGCCCUCUCCUGUGCUCAGACGUGCCUCCUGCACCUGCUGGAUAUGAGUUGGGAGGUUCAGGAUCUGCCUCUGUUUCUGGACAUUAAGCUCCCUGAUUUGCUGUUGACCAUGUCUCAGGAGAACAUCAGUGUGCACGACAUCGCCAUCAGUCAGUGGACAGAGGAGGAUGAGAUUGCAGAUUAUGAGAGGAACACAGAGUGGAUGGAUGAGUGUAUGGACGGCAUGUUUGAGAAAUGGUUUGACAAGAUUGCGCAGGCCUCACCGGAGGACAAGAGAAAGAUGCACAUGUUUAUUGCGAGAUACUGUGACCUGCUGAAUGUGGAGAUCUCAUGCGAUGGCUGUGAGAGGAUUGCACCAGGGCACCGCUAUCGCUGUCUACAGUGCAUGGACAUGGACCUGUGCAAGACCUGCUUCCUCAGUGGGGCCAAACCAGAAGGGCACGAGGAUGACCACGAGAUGGUGAAUAUGGAGUAUGCCUGUGACCACUGCCAAGGCCUCAUCGUGGGCAGCAGGAUUAACUGCAAUGUCUGUGAGGACUUUGACCUCUGCUUCGGCUGCUACAAUGCCAAGAAGUACCCUGACAGUCAUCUGCCCACCCACCGGAUCACGGUCUACCCCAUGGUGACUAUUCGCAUCAGUGACCGUCACAGGCUGAUCCAGCCCUACAUCCACAACUACUCCUGGCUCCUGUUUGCCGGUCUGGCCCUGUUCACCUCGGAGCUGAUCAGCGAGCGGGAGGUGGAGGGGGAGCCGCUGGAUGCCGUAGCGCUGGGUUACGCCGCCGCUCUGCAGACCCGCUGUUCUGAACUCGUCACAGAGUGUCUGAUGAAGGGCCAGACAGGGAAAGGUCUGCGAGCUUCAGCCCUUCUGUCCUUGCUCUCGAGUAACGAAUCCGCUACAGAGAGUGAGAUGUGUCCCACCUCUCCAGAGUCCAGCCAGGAGAUCAGCACCACGGACACCUCCUCCCUACCAGGCAGCACCGCCGCUAUCUGCUCUCCACCACCCCCUAAAAAGAAGGUUCCUGAUGCCUCCUCCCCUCCUAAAGCCCCCUCAGUUACUGAGGAGAGAGAGGGGCGAGGGAAGCUGGUGUCCCAGGAUACACUGGAGUCUCCCAGUCUGAGUCAGACGCUGUCUGUGUCCAGUGAAGACACUCUAUCUCCAGGACUCAAAGCUGUUGAACUAAAUGGGGACAACUCUGAGAACCUGGAUGUGAGUAAAGAUGAAGACAGGACUGAAGAUAGGACUGCUAAAGUACCCCUGCAGGAACAUGUGUUUGCUGAAUGCUCCAGGGAGAGGAUUUUGGGACUGCUUGCAGCCAUGUUGCCUCCAGCUAAACCGGGCAGCACGAUUUCCCUGUCCAGCCUGAGCCCCAUCCUGCCGCUGCUCUUCCGUGUGGUCAUCUCCAAUGCAGGCUGUCUAAAUGAAGCCUAUCACCUGACUCUGGGGCUUCUGGGGCAGCUCCUGCUCCGCAUCUCUCCUGAGGAGUCUGACACAGCCGUGAGUGAGGCUGUAGCUGAUAAAUAUGAGCUGCUGGCUCUGGCUGAUGGAACUGCAACUGAAACCCAGGGCUGGAAGACCACCCAGCUUCUCUUCAGUCUUGGGGCUGUCUGCUUGGACAGUCGUAUCGGUCUGGACUGGGCAUGCUCAGUGGCAGACAUCUUGAGGAACCUGAAGGCCUGUCCUCAGUGGUGUAGCGUUAUUGCAGCCUUCACUGACCACUGCAUUCAGCAGCUCCCACAGCAGCUCAAACGAACCAACGUCUUCACUCUGCUCGUUCUGGUGGUCUUCCCUGAGGUGCUGUGUAUGGGUACGCAGUCUGUGUUCAUAGACAACGCCAACGAACAUCACAACAUCAUUCUGCUGAAACACUUCACCGAGAAGAACCGGGCCGCUGUUGUGGACGUGAAGACCCGCAAACGAAGAACAGUGAAGGACUACCAGCUGGUGCAGAGCGAGGAGAAGGACAGCAGUCUGGAGAGUUCAGCGCUGUCACUCAACAGUGCGGCCCACCCCAACCGCUACCUGAAGAACUUCAUCUCUGUAGUGAGCCAGCUGCUGCAGACAGGAGUGGAGAGCAGCGCGCCCAAUGCUGUGGAGGCCACCUGGGUUCUCUCACUGGCUCUGAAAGGCCUUUACAACACGCUCAAGCAACACGGUGGCGAGCAGGCGCAGGAAGCCAUCCAGCGGGCCGGACUCACCCAGCUGCUGGUUCGCAAGUGCAGCAAGGGAACGGGCUUCAGCAAGAUGUGGCUCCUGCGGGACCUGGAGAUCCUCUCCAUCAUGCUGUACUCCUCUAAACGAGAGAUCCACUCCAUGGCGGAGGACAGUGACGGCGGAGAACGGGAGGAGGACAGGGAGAGGGAGAAGGAGCACGACUCUGAUCACUCCAGCUGCUGCACUGACGAUGCUGACCCCAACCGACCGGACCCACUGGAGGGGCUGGAUGAAGAGACAAAGGCCUGCUUUCAGCUUACCCACGAUGCUCUGAAUGCCCCUCUGCACAUCCUGAGGGCCAUGUACGAGCUCCAGAUGAAGAGGACCGACUCUUUCUUCUUAGAGGUGCAGAAACGGUUCGAUGGAGACGUAAUAAAGACAGAUGAGACAAUCCGGACUCUGGCCCAGAAGUGGCAGCCCACCAAACGCCCGCGCUCAGAGGAGCGGAUCGCCAAAGCUGUGGACACAGACAUGAUAAUCGUCCCCUGCGUGUCUAAGCCCAGCCGUUGUGAGAAGGCCACGGAGGAGACCAACGUAGUGACGCAGAAGCUGAUCACCAUUACCGAGAGCGACCUGCAGCUCAGUUACGCCAAACAGCGGCGCACCAAGAGUUCAGCCCUCCUGCAUAAAGAGCUGGACGCCCGCAGCAACAAGUCUGUCCGUCAGUACCUGUUCAAGGUGAACGAGGCCAUCGCCAUCCUGUACGCCCGCCACGUGCUGGCUUCCCUGCUGGCAGACUGGCCCUCUGGCGCCCCCAUCCAGGAGGAGGACCUGGAGCUGAGUGGAGCUUCUCACAUGGCCUACAUCCUGGACAUGUUGAUGCAGCUGGAGGAGAAGGCUCUGUGGGAGAGGAUUCUACAGAAAGUGUUGAAGGGCUGCAGCCAGAGCAUGCUGAGUAGUCUGUCCCUCACAGCGUGUCAGUUCAUGGAGGAGCCUGGGAUGGCCGUGCAGGUUCGCGAGUCCAAGCACCCGUAUGAGAACAACACCAGCUUUGAGGACAAGGUGCACAUCCCCGGGGCCUUUUAUCUGUCCGUGAAGUUCGAUUCACGCUGCCACACUGAAGAGGGCUGUGACGAGCUUCAGCUGGCCAGCAGCGCCGACUUCCAGCAGGACCUGCACACCUUCAGCGGCUCCUUCCAGAAGUGGGCUGAUGUGGAGAUUCCAGGGGACACUCUUUACUACAGGUUCAUAUCAGACAUGAGUAACACAGAGUGGGGCUAUAAGUUCACUGUGACUGGAGGACAUCGUGGACGUUUCCAGACUGGUUUUGAGAUCCUGAAGCAGAUGUUGGCUGAUGACCAGGCUCUUGCUCAUCUCCCUUUAACUGAUAUCUGGGAAUGGCAGGUGGGCGUGGCCUGUCGUCAAACGGGAAGCCAGCGACUCAAGGCUAUUCACCUGCUGCUCCGGAUACUGCAGUGUCCUUCUCAAUGGGGCUGUGAUUUGACCCUGCUGAGGCCGCUCUGGCAACUCUUCACCACUAUGGAGAGCGGCGUAAGUCAGGACCCCACCAGCAUCAACGUCCUUCUACCCCUCCAUCGCGCACUCACUGAGCUCUUCUUCAUCGCUGAGGCCAAGGCCAUGGAGCAGGGCAUUCUUCAGGAGUAUCUGCUUGCUCUAACCACCAAUGAGCAACUGAUUGUGCGCACAGCUCAGGCCCUGAAGAACAUCGCUGCAAUCAGUCUGGCCAUCAAUUACCCAAAUAAAUCCACCACGCUGCUGAACGUUUCCCCCUGAGCGAGGACGAGCCGGGGCUGCCAGCGCAGUGUCCUCUCGCGCCCGCAUUAGGAGGGCAGGUAAUGGCCGCACCGGGAGAGCCCCUCAGAACGUCUUCCAGAACCAUCCGCCAUAAACCGGAGCCACUCCCCUGCUUUAAACCGGAACCGAGAGAAGAGUUAUCUCCCAGUCAUGUUUUAUCGUUAACGGUUGGUGAUUUCAGGGGAUUACGCCGGAAUCAUCUCCCCUCUCUGGAAAGGCUCUCGUACCUGUGACUUUUUGCCUUAGAUGAGAGCGAGGAUUUCCGAGUCUGUGCAGUCUUCUGAAGACCGGAGGGAAGAAAGCCAGGCAGCGCUUUUUUCUCUUUUUUUCUUUUUUUCUUUCUUUUUUUUUCUCUUUAUCUAUUCGUGCACCCUCUCUCUCUCUCUUUAAUUUAUCUAUUUUACUUGAAGCAGCUCCAGUGCUUAAACAGGUCAGCAUGGUGUGCCAAAUUCGCCACUGUUCCUUUUUUUUUUUUUUGGUUUAUUUAUGCUCGUCUUUUUCAUCAUCGGAAGGGAAAAGAGAGCGAGAAAUGCACCUUGGGUGAGACAAUCGAUCAUAGUGAAAGCAGGUCACCUUUCCCGCGCUUCACACAGCCUUUCACGCGUCUCUCUGUGGACACACGCCGCCUAAAAAUACGAGCGGUCCGUGCAGUCUCAUCCGUCAGCCUGGCCCGAGACUUCAGCUUGGAUGAGAUUCCGAAAGGUAGCGGCGGGUAGACAAAAGUUCUCCGCUCAGAGAAACGAUUGAACUGAGGGAUAUUUGAGUUCUUUCAACACCUGUAGAGGAGCGAAUGUAAAGGAGCAUAUUAUUUUUCUUACAAAUUUAAAAUUAGGAUUAUGAAUGUUCACUCCGUCUGUAUAGUGUAAUCCAGUAGCUAAACUUGAAAAAUCUGGUUCUUCUCUAUUCGCUUCAGCCAAUGCUUUAACCGAACGGCUGGUUUGAUGUGCCAUACGAACAUCUCCAGGCUUCCUGCAGCCUUAAAGUCGUCCCGGGUGUAACAGUUAUAUUAGAAUAUUAUAUAUACUACCGCCUUGUUUUUACACCUGUUGCGUUCACAGACAAUAUUGGAACACUUUUAAGUUCUUUAAUUACAGACUGUAGUUCUGUAUCUGUUUCUCUGUAUACUUUAUUAUUAUUAUCCUCCUGUUUUUCAAUGGCCAAGACCCCACAGGAUAGACCAUCACAGAGACGGCACUGUUUGGGUGGUCCACCAGCCCUUAUGUUCCCACCCACACAUUCGCGGUUUAAACUGCAGAGUGACGCAGAGCUGCUGAUAUGCGCACACAGAAGUAUAAACGUGUUCUGCAACGUAGCGCACACUCGCUGGAUUUGUGUAGGCUACAGCGUAGGUUCGAUGCCGAAGGAUAAAUUGACAUAGCAGUGCUGCUGGAGUUUUUAAACACCUCAGUGUCUCUGCUGGACUUUACUUUAUCUACAAGGUGGAAGAGCUACUGUAGGUAGGAGUGUGUAAUAGAGUAAUAGAGUGGAGGACAGUGAGAGAUUAAACACAGUGUUUAAAAACUCCAGCAGCACUGCACACUAUAACACACUACCACCAUGUGAAUCAGUGCUAAUCUGUGAAUCUGUGUUGGUCUAUUCUGUGGGAUCUUGAUCAUUAAAGAACAGGGCGAAAGGAGAAGAAUAAUACAGUAUACUUAGAAACGGAAGAAGAAAAAGUGCUCCUAUAUGCUCAAUAAAACUAAUAAAACGAACAAGGAAGUGGUUAUAAUAUUCUAAUAUUACAAGUCCUGUGUGCUCACCAUUACUAAUACUUUAUAGAGGCUCUUGGAGCAGUGAAAGUUGUACCAUACACACACUAUUCUGCCUCCACACUUAGUGUAUCACCUUUGUGGUAAUGUGUUCAUCGUGCACAUUUAUGCACACGUUAAAUACAUCUGCAUGGUGUCCAUGACCACUGAAGCUGUUUAUAUUUGAGUAGAAUAUAUUUGAGCUCUCAAUGCACACAUAAUAGUUUUCAAUCAAAUUUAUUGACCUGAGAUCGUUCCUCAGAAGGGUUUAGUGGUUUUGCUUUUGUCCCAAAUUGAUAGUCAAGACAUUUCCCUGCUUUAAAAUAGGGAUGCACAGAAUAUUUGGCACCAGAAAUUUAUUUAGCCAAAAAUGGCAACUAAAGCACUAUUUGCAUUCAGUAUAAUAAGCAGAUAGACAGAAUGAUUUAUACUAAAAAAAUGUUUUAUUUUGGUUAAAAAGCAAAAAUAUAUUAAUGUUAAUUACAAUUAAUAAAACCUUGGCAAAAAACUAGUUUAUUUUUUUUUUAUUAUUAUUUUUUUUUACGUUGCUGCCCUUUUUUAUUUCAGUGGACUGAAAAGAUUCUUUUUUUUGGCUGAAACUGGACAAAAUUAAACAUUUGGCCAAAGCCUGAAUAUUAAACAAAUUGUAAAGAGGUUAUCAAAUCAUACUAAGCAUGAAGCAUUUUAUUUAUGCAAGUAAAAUAUAAAAAUGAACUUAAACUUGCCUGUUCUCGGCUCUUAAUGCUGGCUCUCUCCCUCACUCCCUGCCAUGACAUACUGCGCCACUGGUAUGUGAGUGAUAGUGCGAGCCUUCUACUGCUGCUUAAAAAAGUCCUAAUGUUUGUGGAAACACUACAGUGUGACAUAAAAUAAAAAAGUCAUUAAUUGCUGUAAAUGAUUCAUUAUUAAUUUUUGUUGUCAAAUAUUUGGUGCAUCCCUUUUAAAACCAUUUUGGUCAAGCAAUUCCUGUAAAAUGUUCCUUUUCAAACAUUCAAAGAGUUACGAGAUGAGAAACCAAUUAUUAAGAGAACUGGUUUUUAACUGUAUAGGGAGUGACUUGGUGGUGGGAUUAGGUUUAUUAAUAGUACCCCACUCCUCCUUCCUCUCCUUUCACACUGAAAUCAAUCGAUUUCUUUUCUUAGUGCACCUUAAAUACAUCUUCAUUACAUGUGUGAUUUGUUUGUUUUAAUUUUAUUUUAGUGGGUGUAGACUAGCAGAUAAAGAUGGCUGGAGAUAUAAUGCCAAAGAAACUUCUCCCUGAAAAGAAAACUGCAAUUUACAACUAUCAAUCUAUCUUGGUUUGAACGUUAUCCUGUUCUGGAAGCUUGUUGGAGCGAGAAGUCUUGCUCUUACUUUAGGAGAGUGAGUGGUUGAUGAGGAAAAGCGUAUAUCGUCACGGUCCAAACAAAUCAUUGCAUCUUCUCGCAAAACUCUAUUUUUUAACAUUGUUUAUUGACAAUAAUGUCCACAGAAAGUGACAGCUUCACCUCACAUAUGAAAACUCAAUAUGAUAAACAGACCAACAAAAAAUGCCCAAAAUCUUCAUAUAUUAAAUUUUGUGUAAAAUACAGGUCCCCAUCUCCGACCCAUCAGUUAGCAGGCACCUGUGGGAGUGAUGUGGGGCACCCAGAAAGAGCAUGGCAGCCAAUUGUGCUCUCUCAGACUCAGGCUGCUGAUGCCGAAUCAGCAGAACCUGGGAUCCUGGGAUUCAAACUCAUGAUCUUUGGGCCAUAGUGUCAGUGUAGUGCUAGGCGAUAUAUAUAUACAUACAGCUCUGAAAAAAAAUAAGAGACCACUUCACUAUUUAUAGGUAUAUAUUUGAGUAAAAUGAAUAUUGUUGUUUUAUUCUAUAAUCUACAGACAACAUUUCUCCUAAAUUCCAAAUAAAAAUAUUGUCAUUUAGAGAAUUUAUUUGCAAAAAAUGAGAAAUGACUGAAAUAACAAAAAAAAAACUGGUUUUUGGAUAUUAAUCACAGUUUUUAUGCAUCUUGGCAUGUUUUUCGCCACCAGUCUUACACACUGCUUUUGGAUAACUUUAUGCCACUCCUGGUGCAAAAAUUCAAGCAGUUCAGCUUGAUUUGAUGGUUUGUGAUCAUCCAUCUUCCUCUUGAUUAUAUUCCAGAGGUUUUCAAUUAGGUAAAAUCAAAGAAUCUCAUCAUUUUUAAGUGGUAAAUUUUUUUUCCAGAGCUGUAUAUAUUGUAUCAUCUUAUGGAAAGACAUGUUUAAAGUCAAAAUGCAGCAACAGAUCUGAUAUUAUUUAAGCCCUGAUAUGCUUAAAAAAGAAGCAUAUUGUCGAUACGAUAAGGAAAUGUAUAACGAUACGAUAAAAUAUCGCCAUAGUGCAAUAUAUCAGAGCCUUAGUCUGCUGAGCUACUUCAAAUCAAUUGGAGAGAGUUUUUAGGAUGCAAGGUUUUGUUUUUUUUGGUUUUUUUUACUUUUUGCGGCCUGACUACAAGUGACGAACGUGACGGGCGUCAGGAUUUGACACAGACCCUUUAGUCUUCAGUGAUUUUGUUUACACAAAUGCUAGUCAUGGAGCGUUAGCCACUUCCCGUGCCUGAAACUCCAGUUUCACGACAGCUGCCAGGUGGAAUCCCUGUCUCUCGAAGCCUCAGAUAUUAAUAAGUUACGUGCCUAUGUUCAAAAUGAAGCAAUCUUAAUUUAACCAUUAUAUCCUUGCAAGAGAAUUUCUCAGCAGUUCUAUAUUUUUUAAAGAGAAUUGUAUGGCUUUGAUUUGAUCUCUUUUUUUAUUAUUUUCUUGAAUGUCACUGGUUUCCCCUUGUUUCCCAUUACUUUGGUUGAAGUUUCAUUUGAAAUUGACAUGGAUUGAAUGUAUAUAGCUGUGAAUAAUAAUUAUGAUAAUUGCACAUAUAGGGAAAAAAAAUCUUUCAUAUCAGCUCUCUCCCCUAAAUAAAUAUCAAAAUUAUUUAAUAUAUUGUUCUUGGUUGACACUUGAUUUUGUAUGCCAUGACACUUGAUAAAAAAAAGAGAUGAGUUUAUCUGUAAUUCGUUUUUAAUUAAAAUGCUGUUAUGAUGCUCUAA